UGACUUCCUAUUUCCGGUUUUAAGUGGAAUAAAAAUGUUCGAAGUUAUCUCAUAAUUAAAUCAGUUUGGGAACUAAUGAGUUUGCCAAAGAAAUGUAAGGAAUAUCAAUAGGAAUAAAAAUGAGAUGUGUACAUUAUAUAGAGACUGUUCUAUGAUGAAAAGCCAUAGAAGUGCUUCAUACCAUCAUAGCAACGGAGACUCAUAGAAUGUUCCAGAAUCACAGGGCCAUACCGCCAUGGCUUUUUCCGAUGAAUACCACUCCCGUAAGAUCAGCUUCCAGCGGUGGUUAACACAUGUGAAACUCUCCAGACUGAUUGGAAUUCUCCUAGUGAUUCUGAUCAUAGUUCCAUUAAUCGCACAUUAUUAUAUCUCAAACAUUGGCUCAGAUGGACUCGAAGGUGAAGGUCACAGGACGAGGUCGAAACUUGACCAUAUUGAAGAUUCUCCGAGCCUCAAAUCAUCCGACUUGAAGUUUCGAAUUGAGGAACUGAGACGGAUAAAAGCAAGCGUGAAUAAUGAACUUCGCGAUUUGGAAAACACGAGGCAGAAACUCAAUGCUGAAAUCAGUGGUUAUAACUCACAUAUUGAGAAACUUAAGCAUGAAUAUGAGAGUACAAACAAAGACUUGGACCAGUUGAAAUUGACAAUGCAGAACACACGGUUAGAACAGGAGGAUGUUCUAAAGCGUAAUAUGCUAGAAAUGCAGCUGCCACACAGGAUCCUCCCAUCCCUUGAGGACUCCAUACACAUUGAUCCACCAAAGGCUCACACAGCGUGCGCCAUGCAUACCUGCUUUGAUUACUCCAGGUGCUCAAUUUCAUCAGGAUUUCCCGUUUAUUUUUACAGUCCCCUUGACUACACCCUCACCAAGACACCUCUACAUCCCUUCAUCAAGUCCUCAGUAAUGAAUGCAUUUAAUUCAAAUCCCCACUCCACAUUUGACCCCCAUAUUGCCUGUAUAUAUGUCAUCCUGAUUGGAGAUCUCGAAAAAGACAAUGAAGAUUACUCUCUAUUAGAGGAGAAAUUAAAAAAUCUGCCAUAUUGGCAUGGCGAUGGACGCAAUCAUUUAUUAUUAAAUUUAGCUCAUGGUCACACUUCGAGAGAUAUAUUCGAACAUGUAAACACUGGGCGAGCAAUGAUCGUCCAAUCAACAUUUAUCAGUAGUCGUUUCAGAGCUGGUUUCGAUGUAAUUAUACCGCCAUCUUUAGGAAUAUCUCAUGGUGAUUCAUGGGAAGGAUUACCCAUGCUUGUUCCUGCUAGAAGACAAUAUCUCCUCACAUUUCUCGGGGAGUAUAACCAACUGAAAUCUUUCACCAAUAAAGCUGAAGAAUUCCAAUCUCAGGGUGCUGCUGGGAAAACAUCACCACGGCAACAAAGUGUGCAAAAUGACUUGAUCUUUAGGUUGAAAAAUAAUGCGGGGAAUAACGACCAAAAUCAACCAAUUAUUAACAGUAAUAGAAAACUAUUAAGUACAAAUGAACGGACGUUAAACAAUGACUUUCGGGAACUUAUUAACUUAGAGAAUGGAAUUGUUGAAGCUUUAAAAAACAUGCAAUCAAAACACAGUCAAGAUGGAUUUUAUUUUGAUUUUAAAUGCAAUGGUGAUGUAAGUGUUGGACUGAAUGCUGAAUGGGCACUGUGCCUCCCUGAACCUAAGCGUCAUGAACUUCUGGAGAAAUCCACUUUUAGUCUCAUAAUUGCCCCCACUAAUUACAGUAUUAUAUCUAGUGUGCUGACACAAAUUAGGAUAUUUGAAGCAAUAAAAUAUGGUGCAAUACCUAUUAUACUUGGGGACUACAUACAGCUCCCAUUCAAUGACUACCUCUUGUGGAAGGAUGCAGUGGUUCAACUCCCUAAAUCUCGUAUAACAGAACUGCAUUUUAUCAUACGUUCAUUCAUCGACAAUGAUAUUUUAGCACUUCGUAGGCAGGGUCGAAUAUUUUACGACUCAUUUUUCUCCUCAACAAAAAACAUUAUUGAUACACUAUUGGCUGUGUUUCGUACAAGACUACAGAUACCUGCACCUCCUAUCAGAGAUGAACCGUCCCCCAAUGUGUUCAAUGCCAGUUUCGUUCCACUACGUGAUGAAAAUGUAGAUAUACAGACAGAAGCUGAUGAUAUUCUGGGCCCUAUUGAAUCUCCACUGCCUUCUCUGACAUAUAGGCAGAACUUUACAUUUAGUUACAGAGUGUUUAACCAGCCAGGGGACUAUCGUCACUCCUUCCCCUUCACUCCCUUCAUUCCAGUCUUACCUGCUGAGGCAAAGUUCAAAGGGUCUAGUCGAGGGUUCCGACCCAUAGGCAAGGGAGCAGGUGGUGCAGGGAAGGAGUUUAAUGAGGCCCUUGGAGGAAACUUUCCAAGGGAACAAUUCACAAUUGUGAUGCUGACAUAUGAAAGAGAGGCUGUCUUGAUGAAUGCUAUAGCAAGGCUGAAAGGUCUGCCUCAUCUGAACAGAGUGGUGGUUGUGUGGAAUAGUCCCAAGCCACCUGCUGAGGAUCUCAGGUGGCCUAUCAUAGGAGUAGAUGUACAUGUGAUUAGAACAGAGAAGAACAGUUUGAACAACCGUUUUCUACCAUAUGAUGUCAUAGAAACAGAGGCUAUCUUGUCAAUAGAUGAUGAUGCCCAUCUCAGGCACGAUGAAAUCAUGUUUGGAUUCAGGGUGUGGCGUGAGAAUCGUGAAAGAAUCGUAGGAUUCCCAGGACGCUUCCAUGCUUGGGAUCUUGAUCAUGAUAGCUGGUUGUACAAUUCUAACUACUCAUGUGAACUCUCUAUGGUACUCACUGGUGCUGCAUUCUUCCACAAGUAUUAUGCCUACCUAUACAGCUAUGUGAUGCCUCAGGCAAUAAGAGACAAGGUGGAUGAAUAUGUUAACUGCGAGGACUUGGCUCUUAACUUUCUAGUCUCCCAUAUCACUAGACAACCUCCAAUUAAGGUCACAUCAAGGUGGACUUUUAGAUGCCCAGGGUGUCCUAAAGCUUUAUCCGUGGAAGACUCCCACUUUCACGAACGGCACAAAUGUAUGAACUUUUUUGUGAAGAUAUAUGGAUACAUGCCUUUGCUGUAUACUCAAUUCAGAGUUGACUCGGUGCUCUUUAAAACAAGAAUUCCCCACGACAAACAGAAAUGCUUUAAGUUUAUAUAACAUAUGAUCUAUGGUCUGAUGUGAUGCUUUUGUGGCAUGUUCAAUAAAUUAAUGUAUCUUUUGCAAAUGAUGUUGAUGCAAUUGAUGUGUGUCUCAAACAUUUUAUAAUGGCUAAAGAAACUGCAUUUGAGGCAUUUAAGUAUGGGCUUUCAAAAGUAUGGGCAUUUGGUCUUUCAAGAGAAAAAUCCAUGCUUUUGAAUGUCAUUGGUUUAUGAUUAGCUUUAGUAUGAUGAUAAGUUUAUAUAUGUGUGUGACAAACUUAUGUGUAAACUGUUAAAUAUUAAUUUGUACAAUUUAGUUUGAAAAGCCUUAAGUUAAAGGUGCUUCAUCAUCGGACAUAUUGGUUGACUCCCUCAUGGCUCUAUAUGGCAGUAAUUUCUGUUAUGAGAAGUAAAAGUGAAAAAAUAUGUAAAAACUAUUAUUUUGUGAUGAAAAUGAUUUCCCAUCAUUCUGUCUGUUUCCUUUGUAUCAUGACAAUGUGUUGUCUGUCUUAUGUAAAACAUGUGAAAUUUGUAAAAAUGCUACAGAAUUAUUACUGUAAACUGUAAUGUUUUACUAAGAUUUUUUUUAUUUACCCAUAAUAUAAUAUAAGCCCCAUAUAAUAUGGGGUUAUUUUCAUAUGUAUAUACAAAUAUGUAAAAUAAAGCGUUUGUAAUGUACACUGUUAUACAAAACUGUGGUAUGUUGGACAUGUUUCAUGAAAUGUGGAUCUUUGCUACUGCAAUAUAGUUCAGUGUUACACUCCCCUCCAAAAGUUUGGCAACUGAAAGUUACCUUUAAAUAUCAGAUAAAAACAG
Messenger RNA from Owenia fusiformis, 3939 nucleotides. The record is from the annotation of a GenBank genome assembly. NCBI's taxonomy places the organism in Eukaryota, Metazoa, Annelida, Polychaeta, Sabellida, Oweniidae.